This is a messenger RNA of Puccinia triticina, 900 nucleotides long. RefSeq lists its product as uncharacterized. Gene Ontology annotation, molecular function: Hsp90 protein binding. Bases 1 to 900 code for a protein of 299 amino acids. The transcript is spliced from 3 exons. Lineage: Eukaryota; Fungi; Basidiomycota; Pucciniomycetes; Pucciniales; Pucciniaceae. The record is from RefSeq and is a predicted model, not a curated record.
AUGUCGGUUGGCGAGGUGUUUCAUGCUCUGUCACAGCUGGCCCUCCACUCGUCCAGACACCUUGCCAGGUUGAUGUGUCACGUCACACCUGGAACGCCUUGCCCAGCUCAACAUCACCAGUCUUCCUACACCAGACGAUACCAUCAACAAGACCAAGAAUCCAAAAUGCCACCAGCUUUCUCAUCUCAUAAUCCGACUGCCCAUCUGCAAGCCCCGCCCGAGCCCCAUGGCGGUGGUGGCGGCUGCUGUGGUGGCCAUGGUGCUCCGAAAAUCGAGCUACCAGACCCAACACCACUAGACGAACUUAUCACGAUCCACAACCUCUCGUUCGAUCCGGAAACUCACCAGGUCUCUCUCCCGGGCAAAUCAGCUGCUACUCAGAAACCAGCCGAACAAAAACUACUCCAAGAUACUCUUGCGAUCAUCAAUGACUUGUCCCAGUACCUGGCCCGAGCACCCAUGCCACACUGUCCACCACCCCCACAAAUGGUCCAAAACAAUCCCCGAUCUGCUCAAAUUACGGCCUUGAAGGAAGAAGGAAACACAGCAUUCAAGGCGAACGAUUUCAACAAGGCGAUCGAAAUGUAUACCGUCGCUGCCAACGCAGCAUCCACCAGGCCAUUGUUUGAACCUUCGGUCUGGAUUCGAGAAGAGCUGAGCGUCAUCUUAUGCAAUCGUGCGGCCGCUUACUCUGCAGCGAAGAUGUGGGUAGAAGCUUUAUGUGACGCCGAAGUGGUCAUCCAACUCAAAAGGAACUGGAACAAGGGUCACUUCCGUAAAGCCAAAGCGUUGCAAGGUUUAGGCCACAUCGAAGAGGCUAAGGACGCUGCUCUCCUGGGUUUAGAGUUUGAACCUGAUAACGCCGACCUCCAAGCUGCUUUUGAAGAGCUCAAAGCUUGA